Messenger RNA from Hyaloperonospora brassicae, 546 nucleotides. NCBI's taxonomy places the organism in Eukaryota, Oomycota, Peronosporomycetes, Peronosporales, Peronosporaceae. The record is from the annotation of a GenBank genome assembly.
AUGGCUUCGAUCGCGGCGUCUCCAGUGUUCCCCACCAGUCUCAAGCGCUCGCGGCUCGGCGACUCGCUCGACCUCUCGCGAAAGAAACGCCAAUGUCGAGCGAGCGAUGCCAUUGGUCAAAAUGAAACCCCUCUCGACGACUUGGACGUUGCGAAAUACAGUCAGCGCCAUGUCGAAUACUUUGAGCAAGUCAAACAGGCGGAGCUCGCGCGCAUUCGGACCGAGUUCGACCACUUGAGCAUGAAAAAAGACGCCGAGUUCCAGCGACUGGGGCAAGAGCUGCAGCAGACGCUCGAGCGGGCCGCACUGCAGGCCCAAGACGCGGCCCGGCUCCAGGCCGAGAACAAGCUGCUGAAGCGGGCCGUGGCGAUCCAGAACCAGCAGAAGGACGAGGUCCAGCAGGAGAACAAUGUGCUGAAGCAACUGGCCACGCAGGCUGCGGAGCACAUGAAGCGGCUCGAACAGGCGAAUUAUACGCUGCGGGUCCAUUUGCAGACGAGCACGAGCGCCGUGAUUGGCCACCGUCAGCCACCCGACGUGUACUAG